This is a messenger RNA of Lactuca virosa, 1248 nucleotides long. The record is from the annotation of a GenBank genome assembly. NCBI's taxonomy places the organism in Eukaryota, Viridiplantae, Streptophyta, Magnoliopsida, Asterales, Asteraceae.
CAUAUAUAUAUCUCGUUUUUUUUUCCUUCAAAAUUCAUAGGAGCUUUCCGUUCUUAGAUUCUUAUUCGAAUCUUCAUUUAGAUUUAUACAUUUCUGUUUAAAAUUUUGAUUUUUAGUUAUUAAUCCUUUCGCGCCCUAAUCGACGAAAUGACUGCAUCUGCAAAAUUUACGUUGGUUUAUACUUCUUCGCCGGAGUUGGACUUUGUUCACCCCCCACCGUCAACAAAGCUAGGGUUCGCGAAAUUCCGGACAACGUCAAUUGGUUAUCAACGGAAUAUGACGUCAAUUUCGAAGAAUUUGGCGCCAAUUAAAGCUAUGGAAGGUUCGAGAAUGCAGUCAUAUGUUGAAGUCAAGCCGAAUGGACAUGCAGUUACGAAUGAUUCGAAUGGUUCCAUUCUACAUAAAAGCUUAGCGAAUGGAAUGGAAUCAGAGAAUAUAGUUUGGCAUAAAUCUUCGGUCGACAAAAUCGAUAGACAGGAAUUACUUCAGCAAAAAGGCUGUGUUCUUUGGAUUACUGGCCUCAGUGGUUCAGGAAAGAGCACUGUGGCUUGUGCAUUAACAGGAGCCCUUCAUGCUCGAGGAAAGCUGACAUAUAUUCUUGAUGGUGAUAAUGUUAGGCAUGGUCUUAACCGUGACCUAACUUUUAAAUCAGAAGAUCGAGCAGAGAAUAUAAGAAGAGUUGGAGAGGUUGCUAAGUUGUUUGCUGAUGCUGGAGUUAUAUGUAUAGCUAGUGUUAUAUCUCCUUACAGAAAAGAUCGUGCUGCUUGUCGAUCGAUACUUCCAGAUGGAGACUUUAUCGAGGUAUUUAUGGAUAUACCUUUAUGUGUAUGUGAGGCAAGAGAUCCGAAAGGGUUAUACAAGCUUGCAAGAGCUGGAAAGAUUAAAGGUUUUACUGGAAUCGAUGAUCCAUAUGAAGCACCACUAAACUCUGAGAUUGUGUUACGACAAGAAGGAGAGGUCUGUCCUUCACCUGAAACUAUGGCGGAAAAAGUGAUUUCAUAUUUGGAAGAAAAAGGGUAUCUACAGGCUUAAAAAUGCUGCAAAAAAAUUAAGUUUCUAAAUUUGUUGAUACUUCUGGGAAAUUAUUGUUUCCUAGUUUGGGGUUCGAGUUAUUGGUGCAGAUAGUUCGUUGAUCAACGAAUUGGUUAAUUGUUGUAUUGUUUUAUUUUCUUACUAUUAUGGUUGGAAUAAAAAGGUUCAAAAUAGAUCAGGUUUUGCUGUAAAAUGUGUUAUGUACGGUUGUGAAGG